This is a messenger RNA of Paraphaeosphaeria sporulosa, 396 nucleotides long. RefSeq lists its product as uncharacterized. The record is from RefSeq and is a predicted model, not a curated record. Lineage: Eukaryota; Fungi; Ascomycota; Dothideomycetes; Pleosporales; Didymosphaeriaceae. Gene Ontology annotation, cellular component: BLOC-1 complex. The transcript has 2 exons. The coding region runs from base 1 to 396 and encodes 131 amino acids. Gene Ontology annotation, biological process: endosome organization.
AUGUCCACCUCGAUCCCCGACAACCAACUGGGCCUCUCGCAGAGCGAAGUCCAGCUCCUCCGCCAGCACCAGCAGAUUGCCCUCUCCCAGCAGGGCUCCUCGUCCUCGCGCGCCGCGUCGCAUGCCUCGAGCCAGGGCCGUCUCCUCCUGGAUCCCACAAGCCUGCAGGCGCUCAGCGCCCACUUUGACCGUCUGAUGUACUCGAUCCAGCAGCGCUGGCACUACUCGACCCGCGCGGGCGCCGCCAUCCAGAACGCCGACGCCGAAAUCGCGCGCUUCCGGGCCAUUCUGCGCGAAAUCGACGAGCUGCAGGUCGAGUUCGACAAGGUGCGGCGCAUCGGCGAGAUUGUAAAGGGCUUCCGCGCGCGCGUCCAGCACCUCGAGCGCCGCAUAUGA